Messenger RNA from Puccinia triticina, 1365 nucleotides. RefSeq lists its product as uncharacterized. The transcript has 4 exons. The record is from RefSeq and is a predicted model, not a curated record. Lineage: Eukaryota; Fungi; Basidiomycota; Pucciniomycetes; Pucciniales; Pucciniaceae. Gene Ontology annotation, cellular component: mitochondrion. Bases 1 to 1365 code for a protein of 454 amino acids.
AUGGCCGACGUCAAAAAGCCGAUCCAUUCCGUCACUUAUUCUCCCAACGAAAUUUCGCUCACAGCCACGAGUGCAAGCGAAUUCAAUCAUGUUUCCUCUCGCGAGGUGCUGGUCGAAAUUCUUGCAGUGGCCUUGGAUGAAUGGGACUUGCAUUUGAUCUGUUCAAUGGGCGCCUCUUCACGAACCAUCAUCAAUCCUCACCUCAAUCCAACUCGACUCCAACAUCCACAGAAUUCGCGAAAUUCGAUCGUUCCUGGGAGAAGCUUUUUUGGAAAGGUUCUCGAGAUCGGAAAGGCGGUCAAGAAACUCAAGAGGGGAGAAUUGGUUUACGGAUUGCAGGAGCUAUCGAAGUCGGGGGCACUAUCCGGACGGAUGAAGAUUUCAUCUGAUUUUGUAGCUAGGGCUCCCGCGAUUCUGGGAAAAUAUCGGAAAGGGUGCUCCAACGGAUCUAAUAGCGGAAGCUCUUCAGCUACGAUGGACAACCAACAUCCCAGAUCGGACCACUGGGCUCCUGCCCCACUGAGCUCGAUCGAAAUCGCCAGUUUACCACUCUUGGCCGUUCCUGCUGCAUUGAUUGCAAGCACAGUCUGUGUAGGGAUGCCUAAGGGCUCAAAGAUGUUGAUCCUGAAUGGACAUAAAGGGAUCGGACGGAUGAUUGUUCAACUGAUGCGAUACUUUCGGCCGAGUAGAGACCUUUGGAUUAGUGUACACGUGCCAUGUACAGCUACGGGCAAUCUGGUUGAAUUAGAAGAGCUCGUAGAACAACUAGAAGAAGAAGGUGCCACAGAAGUGAUCACCUCCGAGAGUGUGCUUGGACUUCUACACGCUCAACAUGAAUCAUCUUUCGAUGUUGUGCUUGACACGAUUGGAGGCCAAAGAAUCUACGAUGGUUCGAGACGUCUUCUCCAUCAUUCUGGAAUGUUUGUCACGACGAUCGGCCCAGCCUCGACGACCUCAUUGAGCAAGAGCCGAUUUUUCAGGCUUCGAUCCCUCAAGAGACACUUCUUCAAAAAAGAUUCCAAGAGGAUAAGAUACUGGCAAGUUACACCCGCCGAUGGUUUUGACGGUGCUCAUCCGGAAGAAAUACGAACGGUUCUCGAAACUAUAUCCGAAUGGCUGUCCGAAACCGAGGAACCACAGCAGCCUCUCUGGGAUGAUUUUAAUUGCCCUGGCGGUGUUUGUUGGCCGGUGAUAGGCAAUGUGGUCGAGCGGCUUGAUCAAUCUCUGGAAAUUUUUCAAGAGUCUUUGGCGGUGACCAGGCCUGGCUCAAAUGCAAUACCAGAACCUGUAGACUUUUACGAAGACUCGAGGCUUCUGAUAUUUGGCAGUGUGGCGGUCGUUUCAAUGAUCAAUUAUGAUAAAUAG